AUUGACCGUAAAACAAUCAUUCAUGUCUGGAAAACUGUAGAUUGGCAAAAACACGUCCACACUGCCAUUCUAGAUGGAUAUAAGGUUAUAGUUUCUGGCACUUGGAAUCUCAAUGACAUACAAAAUGAUCUUGAUUGGAUGAGAUAUUACGCACAGAAUAUCAGAGAUUUCGGAGGCUCAUUUACGCAAACAUACUCAGUCAUUGGAGGUGAAGCUACACUGUGGAGCACACGUGUGGAUGCGACGAAUAUAAUGUCACUAGCGUGGCCUAGAGGUGCUGCUACAGCUGAACGACUUUGGACGAAACGCCCUGACAGUAUAGACGAAUUCGGAAAGAGAUUGGACGAGCUUCGAUGCAGAAUGCGCCA
This is a messenger RNA of Trichobilharzia szidati, 368 nucleotides long. The record is from the annotation of a GenBank genome assembly. Lineage: Eukaryota; Metazoa; Platyhelminthes; Trematoda; Strigeidida; Schistosomatidae.